This is a messenger RNA of Oncorhynchus nerka (sockeye salmon), 2442 nucleotides long. RefSeq names its product N-ethylmaleimide-sensitive factor attachment protein, alpha b (gene napab). Lineage: Eukaryota; Metazoa; Chordata; Actinopteri; Salmoniformes; Salmonidae. Gene Ontology annotation, molecular function: soluble NSF attachment protein activity; syntaxin binding. Gene Ontology annotation, cellular component: vacuolar membrane; synaptobrevin 2-SNAP-25-syntaxin-1a complex; terminal bouton. Gene Ontology annotation, biological process: synaptic transmission, glutamatergic; regulation of synaptic vesicle priming; intracellular protein transport. The transcript has 11 exons. The record is from RefSeq and is a predicted model, not a curated record. The coding region runs from base 110 to 997 and encodes 295 amino acids.
ACUGACAUUGAAAAAUAAAAAAUCCACAGAAGAAGAAGAAGACCAAGAACAAGACAACAACUGCUGCUUUACUACAUUUCUAACGUAUACCUACAUAGUUGUUACAAACAUGGACAACUCUGGAAAAGAGAAGGAAGCCUCGGCUCUGAUCGCUGAGGCUGAAAAGAAACUGAAAUCGUCUCAGUCGUUUUUCGGGGCGUUGUUUGGAGGCUCAUCCAAGAUGGAGGAGGCCUGUGAUAUGUACGCCAGGGCUGCCAACAUGUACAAGAUGGCGAAGAACUGGUGUGCUGCGGGUAAUGCGUUCUCCCAGGCGGCCCGGCUCCACCUGCAGAUGCAGAGUAAACACGAUGCCGCUACUAACUUCAUAGACGCUGGAAACGCCUUCAAAAAAGCUGACCCACAAGAGGCAAUCAACUGUCUGAACCGAGCCAUCGAGAUCUACACAGACAUGGGACGGUUCACCAUCGCAGCCAAACAUCACAUCUCCAUCGCAGAGAUCUACGAGACGGAGCUGGUGGACAUUGAUACGGCUAUAGCUCACUAUGAACAGGCAGCAGACUACUACAAAGGAGAAGAGUCCACAAGCUCUGCUAACAAGUGCCUUCUGAAGGUGGCUGUCUAUGCAGCUCAACUGGAACAGUACCAGAAGGCCAUAGAGAUCUAUGAACAGGUUGGGACCAAUGCGAUGGACAGCACGUUGCUAAAGUACAGCGCUAAGGACUACUUCUUCAAGGCAGCUCUCUGCCACUUCUGUGUGGACAUGCUCAAUGCCAAACUGGCCUUGCAGAAGUACGAAGAAAUGUUCCCUGCCUUCUCAGAUUCUCGGGAAUGUAAACUGCUGAAGAAGCUUCUAGAUGCGUGUGAAGAACAGAAUGUGGAAGUAUAUACUGAUGCCGUGAAGGAAUAUGACACUAUCUCUAGGUUGGACCAGUGGCUGACCACUAUGCUCCUCCGUAUCAAGAAGACCAUAGAGGAAGACGAGAGUGACCUGCGUUAAUGGCCUUAAUGUCACUAGACACCUAACCCCCCUAAACCCCUAUAUCCAUUUCUCAGACCAAAACCUCAUCCAUACCUAGGGCUGUUAAGGCGACUGUAUUACCACCUCCCCAGCAGUCACCAGUCAUGAUUGCAGUCAAAUUCCCCAUGAGUCAAGGUAAAACUAGGCUUCUCCAAAACUGAGCUGUGAUGCCGCUGUUGGUAAUUGGUACUCGGCGCUCUAUUGUCCCUGUAAUCACUUAAUGCAAAUACAGUGGAGAAUGAAAUCAAACACUUCCUGAGAGCCCUGGCAGUCAAGAGUUGAGUGGAAUAGGAUCACCUGUAGGGCAGCGAGAGCCAGCUCCUCGUAGCUGGUUGAUGCAUGAAGUUAAAUAUGUGCUCUGUUGGGGCAACAUUUCUACAGCCUAUGUUAUGCAAUUGCGUGAGAAAAAAAAAGUUUUGAUGGCCUCUGUUAAAAAGAGGAGGAGGAUCCUAUCAGCUUUCUAUAGGCUAGGCCGACUGUAUUUAUUUCUCAACUUUCUUAAUAUUAAUAAGCACGUUGCUUUGCCUUACAACCUGAGUCGUCUACCUGGCUGGCAUGGAAUUGAACCAUGGGAAAAGCGUCCUCCAUUUGCCCUUCAAGUGCAGAUGACUUUUUAUUUUAAGAAAAUGCCCGUUCAGACCGGUGCAUGUUAAUGGGCCCUUCUAAAUCAGAACUCGUUUCACAUUAUUUAGUAUUAUUUAGUAUUAUUUAGUAUUAUUUAGUAUUAUUUAGUAUUUGUAAAGAUACAAUUAGAUGGCAAAUAGUCUGAUGGGUGAAAAUAUGAAUCACCUGGGAAUGAUUCCCAAAUUAUUAUUAUUAUUAUAUAUCAAAUUAGUCAUUAAUUCAUUUAUGGUGAUAGAGUCGGCAAUAUUGAAUGAAUUAGACCUUUUUUUUCUUAAAUUUUUUGGGGGGGACGUUCCAGUAGACAACGAUGGUCCACGUCGGUGGUUAACGUGUUUAUCUUCAUUAAUGGUCGAUUUAUUGUGAGACCCUCAGUUAUUAGCAUGACACUUUGACCAGUUGACAAAAUGUAAUGACCGUCACAGCCCUACCCUAGGGUUUCCUAAACUCGGUCCUCCGGACCACAAGGGGGGGGGGUAUGUUUUGGUUUUUGCACUACACAGCUGAUUUUUUAAAUAACCAACUAAGCAUCCAGCUUUAAUCAUUUUGAAUGUGUUGUGUAGUGCUAGGGGGUCCCGAGGACCGAGUUAGGGAAACGCUGCCACCCCCCCCUCCCCGUUGCCUCAGGCCCUACACCCCCCCCUCCCCUCCCUGUUGCCUCAGGCCCUACACCCCUCCCCAUUGCCUCAGGCCCUACACUCUUGUGCCUUUUUUUUUUAUAGCAGAUAGCUCAUCUUGCCUUUGCAGUGUAUCUCAUCUUGCCUUUGCAGUGUAUCUCAUCUUGCCUUUGCAGUGUAUCUCAU